ACACGGUGGAUGCGAAAUUGACAAGCCACUACCUGCCUUGCUGUGCCAGCUACCUGAUUGAUUGUACCCAGCCAGUGCCUCUGUCGCGUCAUGUCUUUGCUGAGUUACACCGUUCACGUCGAUUACGAGGCGCAAUUGGAGAGUUUCAAGGACUUCCUGAAGCAUUUCAAAAGCUUUGAAUCGGCGUCCGAGUCUGCCGCGACCGAAGCCAUUGAAGACCUCAACCUUGAUGAGGAUGGCACCAGCGACGAAUAUGACUUCAUGGAUGAUGUGGAGGAUAGCGCACAGCGACCUGGGCGCAGACGAAGAGAGCCGAAGCUCAAGUAUAUGCAGCUGUUGCAGGAUGUUGCUGACCGGGAGCGCACUAAUAUUUUGAUUGAACUGGACGAUUUGGCUACUUAUGAGAAAUCUCUUCCCGAUGAUACAGACCUGCGUCUUGUUGAAAGUGUACACAAAAAUACCCACCACUACAUCGAACUGUUUUCACGGGCAAUCGACGAUCUCAUGCCCAAAGAGAGCAAGGAUAUUACUUUCAAAGAUGAUGUGCUCGAUGUGAUCAUGUCGCAGCGUGAAAAGCGGAACGAAGCCAUGCUUAUGGCGGCCGAGGCCAACGCAGAUGCAGAGGCAGCCGACUCGAUCUUCCCUCCUGAAUUGACUCGUCGCUACACCGUUAACUUCAAGCCACUCACACCUUCUGGAUCAAGCACCGACCGUCAAUCUAAGGCCAUUGCGGUGCGGAAUGUGCGGGCAGAACAUAUUGGCGGCUUGAUCACAGUCCGUGGUAUCACGACCCGCGUUUCGGACGUCAAGCCUGCCGUCGAGAUCAACGCUUAUACUUGUGAUCGCUGCGGAAGCGAGGUUUUCCAACCAGUCACCACUAAGCAAUUCCUCCCUAUGACAGAAUGUAAGUCGGCGGAAUGUCAAACAAACCAGUCCAAGGGGCAGCUGUUCCUUUCCACGCGCGCCUCGAAGUUCGUUCCGUUCCAAGAAGUCAAGAUCCAGGAGAUGGCCGAUCAGGUCCCCGUGGGCCACAUCCCGCGGACAAUGACCGUCCACUGCCACGGAAGCCUCACUCGCCAGCUGAACCCGGGAGAUGUUGUCGAUAUUGCGGGUAUCUUUCUCCCUAUUCCCUACACCGGGUUCAGGGCUAUCCGCGCCGGUCUGUUGACUGAUACCUAUCUGGAGGCCCAACAUAUCACACAGCACAAGAAGUCCUACCAGGACACCGCCAUGGAUAACCGCACCCUUCGCAAGAUCGAACAGCAUCAGAAGUCUGGAAACAUGUAUGAGUAUUUGUCGCGAUCGAUCGCCCCCGAGAUUUACGGUCAUCUCGAUGUCAAGAAGGCAUUGCUUCUACUUCUUAUUGGUGGUGUGACGAAGGAAAUGGGUGAUGGUAUGCACAUUCGUGGUGAUAUCAACAUCUGUCUGAUGGGUGAUCCUGGUGUCGCCAAAUCUCAGCUGCUCAAGUACAUCGCCAAGGUUGCCCCUCGAGGUGUUUACACUACAGGUCGUGGUAGCAGUGGUGUUGGUCUCACGGCUGCUGUCAUGAGGGAUCCUGUAACCGACGAGAUGGUCUUGGAGGGCGGAGCCCUGGUUCUGGCUGACAACGGUAUUUGCUGCAUUGAUGAAUUCGACAAGAUGGAUGAUUCGGACCGGACUGCUAUCCACGAAGUGAUGGAACAGCAGACCAUUUCUAUUUCCAAGGCAGGAAUUACGACUACCCUCAACGCCCGAACAUCUAUCCUCGCUGCAGCUAACCCACUCUACGGCCGAUACAAUCCUCGGGUGUCCCCCGUGGAGAACAUUAAUCUGCCAGCUGCGCUGCUCUCGCGUUUUGAUGUGAUGUUCUUGAUUCUUGAUACCCCUUCACGUGAUGCCGAUGAAGAACUUGCCAACCAUGUCACAUACGUUCACAUGCACAACAAGCACCCCGAAACUGAGGAUGCAGGUGUCAUGUUCACGCCUCAUGAGGUCCGUCAGUACAUCGCCAAGGCCCGGACCUACCGGCCCGUGGUCCCCUCUUCCGUCUCGGAUUACAUGGUGGGGGCGUACGUGAGAAUGAGAAAGCAGCAAAAGAAGGAUGAAGACGAACGGAAGCAAUUCUCCCAUGUCACCCCCCGUACUCUGCUGGGUGUUGUCCGUCUGUCGCAGGCCUUGGCUCGUCUGCGCUUCAGCGAAGUCGUCGUCAUUGAGGAUGUCGACGAGGCCCUGCGCCUGAUCCAGGUCAGUAAGGACUCCUUGUCCAGCGAUGGCCAGUCGGGUCUGGACCAGACCUCCAGCAGCAAGAUCUACCAUCUUAUCCGCAGUAUGUGGGAGAGUGGUGCUGCCGCAGUCGGUGACGGCGAGGAGGGUGAACUCAGCAUGAGGCGCAUCCGCGAGCGGGUGCUUGCAAAGGGUUUCACCGAAGAUCAGCUUACGACGGCUGUGAACGAGUAUGAAGAAUUCAACGUCUGGCAGCUUAUGGGCAAUGGCGACCGUCUGCUUUUCGUUGACACUAUGGAUAUGUGAGCGAUGGAGAAGGGUUGAUUUGACCUAGAUGGUGGAAAGAUUCUUGGGGUUCUUUAAUAUUAUCAAAGUUUGCUUGUAAUCGGCCAAUCUCUCAUAUCUGCGAGACGUGCUGUGCUUGAGGGUGGGUAGCUAGAAACCGGAUUGGUGUUUUGGAGUAUGAGACUUUCGUGUUCCGAACGUGUUGGAAU
This is a messenger RNA of Aspergillus homomorphus CBS 101889, 2696 nucleotides long. RefSeq names its product DNA replication licensing factor MCM7. Gene Ontology annotation, cellular component: MCM complex; nucleus. The record is from RefSeq and is a predicted model, not a curated record. Gene Ontology annotation, molecular function: single-stranded DNA helicase activity; single-stranded DNA binding; ATP hydrolysis activity. Bases 91 to 2508 code for a protein of 805 amino acids. NCBI's taxonomy places the organism in Eukaryota, Fungi, Ascomycota, Eurotiomycetes, Eurotiales, Aspergillaceae. Gene Ontology annotation, biological process: DNA strand elongation involved in DNA replication; DNA replication initiation; DNA replication. The transcript has 4 exons.